UGAACAUGAUGUUCCAGCCGAGGCCAUUUCGCGGUCGGAUCACUGUUUGUUUUGAUGGCAACAGCGGUAUUCCACAAGACUUGCGUUUGAAUAUGAAAUUUAUAAAUAUGAAUGAAAAAACAACGUGAUUAAAAGGGGAUGGACGAGGAUGAGCUUUUGGCCUUUCGAGAGCGCUGGAAACAGGAGUUAAAGAAAAACCCCAAGACAUCCGGUAAAGACAAAGAGGGAUAUUUUGGGCAUCUCAGUAAAGACAGUUCAUCUGUUCACCAAAGCACUAGCUUUUGGGAGAAGCAGAGCAAUGCGUCCCAGCAAACUCAGCCCACAGCAAAAGACCUGCCGGAGUACGUGUCGAUCGCCGAGGGUUUGUUGGACGGCAGAAGCAGUCCACUACUGGACAGAAUCGAGCAAGAGAGAACGCGCAGGAAGCGCGCUCCCGACAGCGAUGCGCUCAACACAGACGCGCCCCCCAAAAAAGAAAACAAGUGCCAGAAACUGCUUGAGCAGUUCCUUCAGGACCUGAAUGAGGUGAAUGACAUCCCAUUCUUUGAUGUGGAGUUGCCCUAUGAGCUAGCGCUAAAGAUUUUCCACUUCCUGGGCAGAACGGAUCUAGGACGAUGUGCUCAGGUGAGUAAAUCCUGGAAGGUGCUGGCUGAGGAUGAGGUCCUGUGGCAUAGAUUGUGUCUGGAGGAAGGUUAUAACAAUGGGGCAAGUAUCUCUGACUCCCCCUGCUGGAAGAGCACGCUCAGAGACUGUCGCAACACAGAGAAUGUGGUCAAGUCAAACUGGAAGAAUCGUGUUGGAUCCAUUCGUCACCUGCAGUACGAGUUAGGAAAGGUGUUGUGUGAUGUCAGUUCCUGUGCUGGUCUUGUUAUCGCUGGCUACAGCUCUGGGGAUGUCCGUCUGUGGGACACUCUUCACUGGGACAAAUCAUACCUGCACACCACACAUUCCAUCAGAGAUGAAACCCCUGCACCUUACGUUAGUCAUGUACGUGUCAAUAAGACUGUAGCCACAGCUGCUUAUGAGAAUGGGUGUGUAGAUGUGUGGAGCACUGAAACCUGUCUUGAGCCCAUUCACCAGUACCAGCACCUCCGUAGGGUUCAUGCACUGGAUCUAAGUCCUGACAGUCCGGCUUUGGCCUCUGCAUCAGGACCAGAUGUGCGGGUGGACGCACCAGAUGAGAAGGGCUACUGGAGAUCACAAUGUCUCGUUCAGUUGCCAAUGCCUGUAGAUGGGGUAUUGGUGGUGCCAGGGAGACGGGAUUUCCCUUUGGUCACAGUAUGGGCAGGUGAGAGUGUUUACCUGCUGGAUUCCAAAUGGAAGGAAGAACAGGAGCCAAGAAUUCUUCACUAUGUGUACGGCCAUCCAGUGACCUGUGUGGACGUGUCACCCUGCAGAGCUGCACUGGGGAUCAAGAGCUGCGGAUGGGGCAUGAAUGACGGGGGCAACAAGAUUCAGGUGUACAGCCUGGAGACCAGCCAGUGUGAGCUGACCGUGGGGAACUCGGCGGGAGACUUCACCUGCGUCAACCUGAGAGACAGCCCUCCUCACCUGCUGGUGUGUGGGAACAAAGACAGGCGAGUGAGAGUGUUUGACUUGCGUACUGGCUCCUCAGUCGUCUCUUUAUAUGCCCAUCACAUGGGCGUGACCACCGUCCAGGCAGAUGAUUGGAAGGUUGUGAGCGGAGGUGGUGAGGGAUUGGUCAGUGUGUGGGAGAUGAGGAUAGGAGCCAAACUCUGGGAAAUGCAUAACAGGCACCCGGUUCGCCACAUACGGUUCAACAGCAGCACUCUGGUGACGGCCAACAUCCCUGAUGAGAAGAACCCUCGCGGGGCUUGUAUCACAGACGAUGACCUCACCGCUCACCGCAGAUACAGAGGGCUGAUCUGUCACUAUGACUUCUCAAUGGACUCAUCUGCACAGGAUCACAUCCUGCCCAUCUGUAGGUCCAACUACACAGAGUCCUCUGGCUACAGCUAUAACAUUGGCUUGGCGAUGCCUUAUGACAUACUGAAGGGCCCUUAGAUUGGCAUCUGAUACACUGUGCUUUUGGGGCAAGUUGGACUGGAAAGAUUGAAUUUGCUCUUUUAAGAUGAUCUGGGGUCAUAUUUCUUAAAACUAAUUCUUUAUUUAACCAUAAUUUGUGUAAAUUCAAAACUUUGGAUGACACAUUAAGAUGUGUUUGAGGACUAGAAUUACUAGAUCUUUGUUUUUAUAAAUUGUAUCAUGUUCUGUCCUUGCACAUUUUAGUAUAUAAUACUAUUAAAUUAUCAUCUGAGAAGAUGAAAUACAAUCAUACAACAUUAA
Molecule: messenger RNA, 2307 nt
Organism: Ctenopharyngodon idella (grass carp)
Lineage: Eukaryota; Metazoa; Chordata; Actinopteri; Cypriniformes; Xenocyprididae
Gene: fbxw8
Product: F-box and WD repeat domain containing 8
Exons: 11
Coding region: 139-2025 (628 amino acids)
Cellular component (GO): preribosome, large subunit precursor
Molecular function (GO): protein binding
Source: RefSeq, a predicted model, not a curated record